GAGUCUCCUCGACGUGAUGAAGUCCCACCAGGGGCAGCCCUGCGAGUGAUAUCGUUGUUUUCCCGUGAAGCCAUCACACUGAGAUGGAACUUCCACACUGCAGCUCGCAACCAUUUGUUCCAAGCUUUAUCUUCUUCGAAGAACCAAUCACAGCGCCCGGCGAGGCCACGUCACUGAGGAUGCAUCCAAUCGGCGCAUGCGUCUCACGAGCGAACGUAGCUUGGCAAAGAUGGCGGCGGGCUCCGAUUUGCUGGAUGAUGUUUUCUUCAACACAGAUGUGGACGAAAAAGUAGUUAGUGAUCUAGUCGGAUCUCUGGAGUCUGAACUAACGGGAGCAGAGCGUGUUAACACACCGACCAGGGUUCAGUCUGUAGCAAAUCACGCUGGCAACUCGACUGUAGGUAACGUUAGUAAUUCCAAUGUCCAGGGUCUUGGAGGCAGCAAAAUGGGACUUUCACAACAAGAGCUUGCUAAAGCAGGGACGGGAGUGCAAGGGGGUGUCAUUAACAGUACGGGUUCCCACGGUUCAAGCAUGGAUGGAGCAGCCGGGACCACAUCGAGCACGACAGCCGCUCAGAGUCAGUCUAAGCCUGGGACAGCUAGCGGAGUCGUUACGGUCGUAUCAGAUGCAGCAUCUAGUAUUGGGAAACCUGGAACGACUGGUGUUCAAACUUUAAAUGGAAGUAGCGUUGUGAUGAACUGUCAUAUCACCGGAGGUACCAGCGGCGCCAACUCACAGCCCGCUGGCACGCUUGUCAACAACGGACCCGUUUCUGUGAGCAAAGGAAGCGCAACAGUUUUGUCUGCAACCCCAAGUACUAUUCGAAAUUCUUCGACGAGUGCGCAGAAUGCUGUGAUUUCCUCUCAGUCCUCUGUGAAAAGCUUACCCACUGUCACGCUUGUGAGGCCACCUAUGCAAACUAACACCUCACAAAGCGGAGGCAACCAAACCACAGUUUUAACAUCACCCGCUGUUACUGUUACCAGCACGGCUGGCUCGCUCGUCAACAAAUUCGACUCCACAAAAGCUGUAAUGCAGACUGGAGCGUACGUCGUGGCUUCUGGUGUUGCGACAGGGACAAUAGCGACCAUGAGGAGCCCGACCGUUUUGCAAAACGUGAGGACUUCGGUUCCGUCAACAAUCGCUGCUACUCCUGGUGGGAUACGAGCCAUUGCUCCACAGGUGUUGGCCCCUCGACUCACUCAGCCUCAACAAAACGCCCCAAAUAUCCAAAACAUCCAGCUCCCUCCAGGCAUGGUCUUGGUUCGCAGUGAGAGUGGGCAGCUGCUUGUGAUUCACCAGCAGACCUUGGCUCAGAUGCAGGCUCAGUCGCAGUCCCAAAGCGCCAUGACGCCACGACCUGCAGCCCCCACCAGCACUCCACCUGUCCAGAUCACUUCGCUACAGGCUCCAGGCACGUCAUUACUGGCUCGUCCGGUUACCCCCACCGCCAUUAUUAAACAAGGUUCCACAGUUCAGACCACUGUGGCAACAUCUACCACACUGCAGAGGCCGCCUGUACAGCAGAACACCAUCAUGCUGGGAGGAACUGCUCCCACCCCGGGACAGCCGCUUGGAACAGCCACCACAGUGCAGACUGGUUCUGUAGCAACAGCAGUUACACAGAGGACCCCUGUCACUCCAACAGCUGUCACAGCUGAGACACUAGAGAAUGUAAAAAAGUGUAGAAACUUUCUGUCCACGUUGAUCAAGCUGGCAUCCAGUGGGAAACAGUCCUCUGAGACUACGGCCAACGUCAAGGAGCUGGUCAAGAACCUGCUGGAAGCGAAGAUAGAGCCUGAAGAUUUCACCAGUAGGUUGUACCGGGAGCUCAACUCCUCACCACAGCCCUACCUUGUGCCUUUCCUGAAGAGAAGUCUCCCAGCACUGCGUCAGAUGACCCCAGACCCAGAGGCCUUCAUCCAGCAGAGCCUGCUGCCUCUGCCCAGCACUCACACUGCUGCAACAGUCUCCACGGCCCUCACCGCUGUGAUGCUGCAACCUCCUCUCUCCACGACCACCAGCACUGCAGCGACCAAAACCACAGUUAUCAGCCUCCCUCAGACACCUCACAGUAAACCUGGACUGAUAGUGCCCCAGCAACAGGGGACAAUGGUGAGGCCACAGGUGACGCUGGCUCAGUCUCCCAUGGUAACACUCAGAGGACAAUCUCAUAGCCGCAUCAUUGUGGGCCAGCCGCAAGUGGUCAAACAGCUACAGACAGCAGGGAAGCAGACACUGGCUCCGGGGGCCAAAGGAGUGCAAGUAGUCAGUCAGGCCCCUCUCACAGCUGCUCAGAAGAACAAGCUGAGGGAAGCAGGAGGGGGAACCUUCAGAGAUGAUGAUGAUAUCAAUGAUGUGGCCUCCAUGGCAGGGGUCAACUUGUCAGAGGAGAGUGCCCGUAUCUUAGCAACCAAUUCUGAGCUUGUUGGCAUAGUGACUCGUUCUUGUAAGGAUGAGACCUUCCUCUCCACCUCUUUACUCACACGGAGAGCUCUGGAGAUUGGUAAGAAGUUUGGUGUUGGCGAGUUGGGCGCAGAUGUGAUCAACUACAUUUCCCAUGCUACACAGCAGCGACUACAAAACCUGCUGGAAAAGGUGUCACAAGUGGCACAGCAGAAAAACACAACUUUCAAGGAGGAUGAGCGGUAUGAGCUGGUAAGCGAUGUGCGAACCCAGCUUAAAUUCUUCGAGCAGCUUGAUCAGAUGGAGAAGCAAAGGAAGGAAGAGCAGGAGAGAGAGAUUCUCCUCAAGGCUGCCAAGUCUCGGUCACGGCAGGAGGACCCUGAGCAGCUCAGACUAAAACAGAAGGCCAAAGAGAUGCAGCAGCAGGAGCUGGCUCAGAUCAGACAGAGAGAAGCCAACCUAACGGCGCUGGCAGCAAUCGGUCCGAGGAAAAAACGGAAAACAGACUCUCCUGUUAGGGGUGCCAGUGCAGAGGGCUCAGGGUCAGGCCCCUCUCAGCCUGGAGGCUCCGGUGGAGCAGGCUCCAGACAGUUUAUGCGACAGCGCAUCACCAGAGUCAACCUCAGGGACCUGCUCUUCUGCCUGGAGAAUGAAAGAGGGACCAGUCACUCACACCUGCUCUAUAAAGGCUUCCUCAAAUAGCACACGCAUUAAAAUGACUAGUGGCGCUCAGUGGCGUUCAGGAAGCAGAGUUGACUGUCGGCUCAGACCGUCUCUGCCGGUACUUUCUUUGAUCACCCACUGCUGAGUGACGAGACGUCUGUCUGUGGGAAGAAAUCUGGGACGCUGAAGAGACGUCUUCUUUUAAAAGCCUCUUCAAGCACAGGUCUUUUGUAUUUUUCAGAGGACCAAAUAUUUGAACUGACCCCUGAUUUCAGUGGUUUUGCUCUUCAGAGACCAGUUUUACCAAACCACGCUUCAGUCAUGCACUGCCUCAUGCUGCGCACAAGGAAAAUGUCUUUGGCCGAACUGAGCGCUAUAGACCCGAAGACCUUGUCCGUGUCCUUUGCACUGACAUGCGGUUGUAGCAGCAAAUCUCCAUGAAGUGGUUUCAUUUUAGAUUAAUGUCCAACACUCAGGUGCAACAGCCUGAUUUUACAAAACUGCAGUAAUGUGCUGAGUUUCUUGACCAUGUUAACGUAAAAACUCUGUUUAUUUAAGUUCUUAACAGAGAUUUUAAUUUAUCACACAGUUCUACUAUAUUUUAGCACAGCUUUAAUGCCUGUGGAUUUUUUUACAGAGAGUAAACUUGACUAGCCUUGUCAUCUGCUGAGUUGCCUUCUUAACAAAUUAAGCCAUAUGGAUUAGAAUGUGUUGAUCUGCUUCAGUAACAUCAUCUAUCCCACGGUUCUCUCCAGGUUUGUAGGAUGUGUGCUCUUUCCUUCUUCCUUUCUUUCUUUCUUUCUUUUUUUCUUUCUUUCUUUCUCUGGCUUAGCUUGAUUGGAAACAAAAAAAAUGACAUGUAAAUUCAUAUCUCAUUUGUUGUGCAUGAUGUAAUCACAGGUGUUGUAUUUCUCGCUAUUACUGUAUUACUCACUAUUAUUUAUUGCGAGAGUUCCCGACACAGUGGUUAAAACCAAAAUUUUACUUUUUAUUCUGAUUCUAGCACAUUUACUACAAAGACCACAGUUACUUUACAUUCCUAUCGGUCAUUUCUAAAGCCACCUACCCUGCAGACAGCAGUUUUCAUUCAUUUCUUUAGUGACAUAUGCAAUUUAACUUAAAUCACUGUACCAUCUGUACCUUUUUAUCAUUGCCAAAUAGAUUUCAAAAGUCUGCAGCUUUUUGCUUUUUGCUAAAUGUGUUUGCUGUCCUCUGAUUUAGAAGAUCCAAGAAUAAUGACAGAUUUACAUACUGAUUAUGAAAAUAAUAAUGUGGAUUUGGCUCCCUGUUUCUUGAAUAAUGUUACCAAGAGGCUUUCGCGUCAUUUCCCUGCGUUUCCUAAAUGUCCCCCAAAGAGCUGCAGACUUUUCAAAUGAAAGUGUGUAAUGUUUAAGUAAGCUUUGACUAAAAUAUCUGUGCAGGAUGGAUUGCCCUUCUCAAGCUCAUUUUAGUCUCUACUUUUGGUACCAUAAAAAAUCUUAUGGAAACGGUUUGCUAAAUGGAUAAAAACAGUGAAACUAGUAUGGUAUAAUUGGGAAAUGAAGUGGCUGUAACUAAUGUAAAGUAUCCAGGCUGCGUAGCUCAUGGGCUAUAAUGUGAAUUUUUAAAAAAAGAGUUUGGAGAAAUGAAUCUCUAAUGUCAUUGAUUACACUCAUUUAUGUGAAUCACACAUUUUCCAAUAACUUGUUUUUCCACAUUUUUAUAUUUAUGAAUGAUGCGGGAUGAUCAUGUAGGUAAACAUGGGCAUGAAAUGCAGAACGAGGACUGCACUUUGACGGAUCACUUUUUUAAAACUAGUCGAUCAGAUGAACAUACCCACUUUAUAACUUUUUAUAUUUUUAGUGCACAUAUUAAUUUUGGUCUUUAUACAGUACCUUUGUCAUUUUCUGAAAGAAUCUGUAUUGGCAACUUUUGUAUUACUGUAUAUAUUUAAGUUUGCUGUUUGUAAGUUUAUCAGUUGACAACUUCCAACUCAGCAAAUUACUUUUUUCUUUCAUAUACAGUAGAUAUGACAAACAAGACAAAUAUGACACUUUCUUGCCAAUAUCUUGUACAUUUUGCACAGCCACCUGUAUAUAUGUAAAUAUCUGAAUUGAAAAAAAAAAUUAAUUGCUAUUUUAUAAUGGAUUGAAAGAGAAUGUUCUCUAUUAAAA
Molecule: messenger RNA, 5223 nt
Organism: Etheostoma spectabile (orangethroat darter)
Lineage: Eukaryota; Metazoa; Chordata; Actinopteri; Perciformes; Percidae
Product: transcription initiation factor TFIID subunit 4
Exons: 16
Coding region: 197-3109 (970 amino acids)
Biological process (GO): transcription initiation at RNA polymerase II promoter; DNA-templated transcription
Cellular component (GO): transcription factor TFIID complex
Molecular function (GO): RNA polymerase II general transcription initiation factor activity; protein heterodimerization activity; DNA binding
Source: RefSeq, a predicted model, not a curated record